GCGCGGCAGCAGGAAACGGGGCGGGGACUCGCGGAGGCGUUGGGGAGCGAGGGAGGGCGCGGCCAACUCCCGGAGGGACGGCAGGCCGAGACAGCGGCGCCCGGGUCUGGCGCCGAGACUGAGCCCGCCGGACGGGAGGCGGCCCAGCCGCGGGCUCGGCCUCGGCCCCAGUCCCGCCAGCAUGGCCGGCCGGACCGUGCGGGCCGAGACCCGGAGCCGGGCCAAGGAUGACAUCAAGAAGGUGAUGGCGACCAUCGAGAAGGUCCGGAGAUGGGAGAAGCGCUGGGUGACUGUGGGCGACACUUCCCUUCGUAUCUUCAAGUGGGUGCCAGUGGUGGACCCCCAGGAGGAGGAGCGACGGAGGGCAGGUGGCGGGGCAGAGAGAUCCCGAGGCCGGGAGCGGCGGGGCAGGGGCGCCAGUCCCCGAGGGGGUGGUCCUCUCAUCCUGCUGGAUCUCAAUGAUGAGAACAGUAACCAGAGUUUCCAUUCGGAAGGCUCCCUGCAAAAGGGCACCGAGCCCAGCCCUGGGGGCACCCCCCAGCCCAGCCGCCCUGUGUCACCUGCUGGACCACCAGAAGGGGUCCCCGAGGAUGCUCAGCCCCCACGGCUGGGCCAAGAGAGAGAUUCCGGGGGCAUAAAUGCAGGCAGCACCGAUGAACCCCCAAUGCUGACCAAGGAGGAGCCCGUUCCGGAGUUGCUGGAGGCUGAGGCCCCUGAAGCUUACCCCGUCUUUGAGCCAGUGCCACCUGUCCCCGAGGCAGCCCAGGGUGACACAGAGGACUCGGAGGGCGCCCCCCCACUCAAGCGCAUCUGUCCAAAUGUCCCUGACCCCUGAGAAGCCGGCCUGCCUGUCCUGUCGUCCCAAGGGCCCCUUUGGCUUUUUACAAAUAAAGACCCUUUUGUAA
Molecule: messenger RNA, 905 nt
Organism: Ailuropoda melanoleuca (giant panda)
Lineage: Eukaryota; Metazoa; Chordata; Mammalia; Carnivora; Ursidae
Gene: BCL7C
Product: BAF chromatin remodeling complex subunit BCL7C
Exons: 6
Coding region: 182-835 (217 amino acids)
Source: RefSeq, a predicted model, not a curated record